Molecule: messenger RNA, 2521 nt
Organism: Cuscuta campestris
Lineage: Eukaryota; Viridiplantae; Streptophyta; Magnoliopsida; Solanales; Convolvulaceae
Source: the annotation of a GenBank genome assembly
GAAAAGUGGAGCGGAAGAAGAAUGAACUGCGAGUUGGUAAAGGCUCCAUCUUUCCCAGUUCUUCCUCGCCCUCGGCGUCAGCACCAUUUGUUCAAGAUUCUUUGCUGUGACAAGAACUCCGCCUCUUCUUCGCCGUCAAACACCAACAGGUUCGGGUUCAAGUUGGUGGGCAGAUCGCUCGGAGACAUUAAAGGGAAGAUAAAGCAUAUUAACGCCAGCUCAGUUCAAGAAUCAUUAAAUCAAUUGUUUUUGAAAACCCAGAACUACCUGGUUCAAGUCACUUCACCACUGGUGAAAACAGUCAACGAUCGAAGGUCUGCUUCUCAGGAUCACACUCAAGAUGCAGAUGAUAUGUUCGUGCCUGAACAGACUGUUGAUCGGCACACGCCAAGUGGAGAUCUUUCCAUGGCUGCCGUUCUAUCCAUUGAACAAUUCGGCCGGAUGAACGGGGUCAAUGGGAAGAAAAUGCAGAAGAUAUUUAAGGGACUCGUUCCUGAACCUAUCCGUAAUGAUGCCCGCAAUUUGGUGGAGUAUUGCUGUUUUAGGUUUCUUUCAAGGGAAACCUCUGAAAUUCAUCCUCGCCUUAAGGAACCCGCAUUUCAGAGACUGAUAUAUGUAACCAUGCUUGCAUGGGAACAGCCCUAUACCAGAAGUAAUAACUAUUCAGCUGAAUAUCUACAGAAGGAUUCUUUUCAGUUGAAAGGGAAGUUGGUAGGGGAAGAAGCUUUUGUUCGGAUUGCUCCAGCGGUUUCAGGUGUUGCUGAUUGGUCAACAGCAUAUGAUCUUUUUAAAGCACUGGCUGAUGAUGAAGGGGGUAUCUCAUUCACCUCAUGGUCCACAUAUAUCAAUGAACUCCUCAAGGUGCAUGAUGAAAUGAAAUCAUAUGAAUUUCGAGAAUCUCCCAAUAUUUAUAAUGAGAGAGUUCUGUGUAUUGCUUCUGGAGGAAAGUACCCAGUGUUAAAAUGGAAGAAUAAUAUGGUGUGGCCUGGGACAUUGACUUUAACUGACAAGGCACUCUACUUUGAGGCUGCAGGUCUGAAAGGGAAAAGAGACGCUUCAAGGCUUGGUCUCACAGAAGAUUUUUGUCAUGUAAAGAAAACUAGGGUGGGUCUGUUCGGAUUCGAUGUCCUCGACUCUGCUAUUUCUGUUUCUUCUGGUCCGGCUUCUGAAGCAUGGGUGCUAGAAUUUAUUGACUUGAGAGGUGAGAUGAGGAGGGAUGUGUGGUAUGCAUGCAUCAACGAAGUCAUUGCGUUGCAUAGGUUCAUACGAGAUUUCGCACCCGAGGCGGAUGGCGACCAUGGGAAGACAAAAGCAACCACUUAUGCUACGAACGCGAUAGCAAGACUCCGAGCGCUUCAAGCUUCCCAGAAGCUUCUAGAAGAUCCCAACAAACUAGUCCAAUUCUCGAACCUUCAAGACUCUCCUUAUGGCGACGUCAUGUUGCAGACGCUAGCGGUCAACUGUUGGUCAACGCCAUUGAAUUCCGAGAAAGAACGUCGACCUCCAGGAACACAUGAUGCAGAGUCGGCGGAAACUCACGCAUUCGACAUCGAUGGAACCGUCUACUUGCGGAAAUGGAUGAGGUCUCCCACAUGGGCUUCUAAUUCUUCGCUUUCUUUCUGGAGGACUUGUUUGGCAAAACACGAUGGAGUAAACCGAGUAGUGGUCUUGAGUAAAGAUCUUGUGGUUGGUGAUCAAAAUUUGAUGGAGAAGGCGGCCAUGGCAUGGAGAGACAAGUGCAGCGUGGUGGAGAAAACACAGGCCACCAUUAACGCCGCGACGAUUCAAGGAAUACCGAGCAAUAUAGACCUUCUCAAGGAACUGAUGCUUCCUUUGGUGGUCACGGCGAACAACUUUGAAAAGCUCAGACGCUGGGAGGACCCACUUUUGACUGCAUCUUGUCUCGCGCUUACGUACACCCUUAUUUUUAAGGACAUGGUGACCUACGUAUUCCCCGCUGCCUUAAUGGCGUUGGCGGGCGGGAUGCUACUGAUGAAGGGGCUGAAAGAGCAAGGCCGGCUUGGGAGGUACUUCGGCAAAGUCACCAUUCGCGACCAGCCACCUUCAAACACUCUCCAAAAGAUCAUUGCCCUGAAAGAGGCAUUGAGAGAUCUGGAGAUGCUUCUCCAAAGUCUCAAUGUCUCUUUGCUUAAAAUCCGGUCGGUUGUUCUCGCGGGACAACCUCAGAUCACCAAAGAGGUUGCUCUGGUGCUGCUCUUCAGUGCUGCCCUUCUGCUAAUUGUUCCAUUCAGAUACAUUCUCUCUUUCGUGAUCUUCGACCUGUUCACCAGAGAACUUGAGUUCCGAAGGCAGAUGGUUCUGAGAUUCAUGAGCUUUCUGAAGGACCGUUGGGAUACUGUUCCGGCAGCCACUGUCGUGGUGUUGCCCUAUGAAACUGAUGAAUCAGAGGACAGAGACGGCCAUAGAACAAGGGAGAUCAAUAAAGAUUCAAGAAAAUCUGAAAAAACACGCCGAGAAAACGACGAGUAGGUAGUAUAAAAAAGAAAUUCAUGAGCUUUUC